Messenger RNA from Arachis ipaensis, 953 nucleotides. RefSeq lists its product as uncharacterized. The record is from RefSeq and is a predicted model, not a curated record. Lineage: Eukaryota; Viridiplantae; Streptophyta; Magnoliopsida; Fabales; Fabaceae.
UUAUUUUGAUGAAUUGUGAAAAUUACGUUGCUCGAAAUCAAAGAAAAGUAUCAGGAAUCCAAAAUAUGUAAAGAGAAGCUAGUUUGAGAUAUAGGUUCCAUAUAGAAUUAGGACUAGCAGAUAUCGCAUGUAAUUAAUUACAAUGGGAAACUUCUUCUUCAAGCUCGACAAGCACGCUCUCUUAUUGAUCUUCUAUCUUGUUCUCUUUUAUCUUGAUCUUCCUCUUCCGGUCAACUCACAGCACCAAAGAAAUUCUUCACAUGCAGCUGAUUCAGAAACAAUAAUAAAAGCAAGUGCAAUAGUAUCAGUGGAUAGGAGGGGUGGCGGUGGCGGUCACGGAGGUGGCGGUCACGGAGGUGGCGGUCAUGGAGUUGGCGGCCAUUCCGGCAGUGAUGGGCACGGGAGUAGCAAGGGAAUGAAUGGUGAUCAUAGUAAUUUGCCCAUUCCUUUAUAUGGCGCAGCUGCAGGUAGUGCUGGUUACCGCAACAACGACCAUCAUCAUGGUACAAGUAAUGGUAUUUUGAAUUCUGUUUAUUUUUACCAUUAUUUUCUUUUGUUUAUUCCAAUUGUUACAUUGUUCGAAAUCUCAAAAUUGCAUAUAAAUUCUAAUUAAUUAAGUAUGGCACACAUCAUCAUUGAAUGGUAGCGUAAGAGAUGUAAUUUUUAAUAAGACGACCAGUUUUUGGUUGAGAAAGCUCUCACAUUCAUUGGGAGUAAUUAUUUUCUUGUUAGGGUUGUCCACCAACUACGACGUCAAAGAAAAAAUUACUAAGAUUUAUUUAUAUUAAAGUUUUAAAAUAUUUAUCUUAUUUUUUUAUUAGAUACUAAUAUUAUGGAAAAAAUUUCAAAUAUCUUUAAGUAAUUUUUAACCGUUAAUCUUAAUAACGGUUACACUAUUAUGAUGUAAUGAUGUAUUGUACCUCUCCUAGCGUUAGGUAGCAGCUACCACCUGU